UAUUUGCAUAACGUGCUUUUAUUCCAAGCGAAUUGCAUAGCAAUUUUAAAUCUUUGCCAGUUUAUACAGCUGGGUAUUUACAGAAGCAAUUCAGGUUAAGUACCAUGCUUAAGGAUAUGAGAGGAGUAAACCCCCUUUUGCCCCGCCGGGGAUGCCGACCGGCAGCAUUUGUGGUGGAGAGUUUUUCCACAACCGUGACAUCAUGUGCAACGGUGACAGCCCUGAGUGUCGGUGGGACCGGGUCCAAUGGUCUGGCCACACGGUCACAGAGGAAGGGGCACUGGGUGCCUUGCAUGUCAUUCUUGGUGGGAUUGAGGGUUCCCUACCUGGGUGCGCAUGUGAGCAAUCGCUGUGAGAUCAGGAGUGUUCCACUGCAGUCCCGCAGAUGUUCGAGCUCAAAUUUCUCCUCCGCAAGGCUGGAAAGGGAGUCGCAUGGGUGCAGAGAGGGCGGUGCGUUCACUUGUGGUUCUCCUGUCAGCCGGAACAAAACCCACCGUGACCCUCCGUUUGAAGCGGGAGCAUCUGGAUCGAGAGCUUCCAUCGCAGCUCCUGCUGCGUGUGCCGGUUAGCGUUCCACCCACAGCCGCUGGCUUUAAUCGGUCUGCUUAAUUAGUUAAUUUUCUCACCUAUUUGUCCCCCAGAAUUACAGCAGCGAAAGAGGAAUAGGCAGGUAUUUCCCAAAUGCACAACAGAAUAACUGCAGUCUUAUAUCUUACUGCUUUUGAACUUUGCCAAAACAUCUAAGUGACAAAAAAAAAAAAAACAGACUCGCGAUGCUGAAAAUACACAGCAAACCUGCUGUCGAUUUUGACUCGCUUUUUAGUCCGACGAUGUUUCGGAUCACUCUUCAUGAACUCGUAUACAGGUACGUGAAAUAUAGCGUCAGCGAGCCACGUGGGUUGUUAUGGGUUUUGAAAAUGAAAUGUUUAAAUGUUCCACUUCGAUGCUUAGUGGUUUUGAAGAAGCCCUUCUGCUUUGCGAAAGAGGGUAAUAUUAAAGGUGGUCAAUUUUAUUUCAUUUGCCGGCAGGGAUUAUGGUGCAAUUUCAGAUGUAAUCGCAGGCUGCCUCAAUUGCGAUGAACGACACUGCCGUUUAAAGCGAGCUGGGGAACCCGGGCACGCAGAUGUGUGUGCUGGGUGCCGGCCCGUGUCUGCCGCUUAGGGGUGUCGUUCGAUGUUGCUCGUGUUCCUCGGAGUCAGGACUGUGUCUGCACAGCCCCCUGCCCCCGUCGUAAAUGUCUUCCACAUUGUUCGAUUUCAGUCCUGCGUCAAGGAGUUCGAAUGGAAAGAAUUGGAGCACAGUGCGAUCAUGCUUCACGGUAGAGGCGCUGUUGGCUGUAGGCGUCCAGCGCUUAAUCGCUGUGUGUUGUGUUCAAGGGCCUGCGAGACCCUUUCCGUGCGGUAAAAGUGCGUGUCGCUCGUGGAAGUGGAAAAACUAGGAUGGACACUAGAAAUAGCAAUUCUGAGAUUGGAUGCUAAAAAUACAGCACCUUCAAUUAUUUUGCACAGCAAUGUAUAAUUCAGGGUAACCGCAGAGUAAUUAAAUCUUAAUACGGGCUCCUCUCCCGGGUGUGAGGGGUUUCAGUAGUCCUGGAUUUCUCGUGGGACGUGCGCAGCAAAGAAUGCCAUGGGGUUUGCAGUGUCAGGGCCCUUGGGCCAUCGCAGAACGGUGUAAAAGUUACAAGGGCUGCUAUUACAAAAGGACAACCCCCCCCCAGUUGAAACCCUGUUGCCCAGGAGACCUCGCGCAAGCAAUGCCUUAUGGUCUGUUGGACACGGGAAAUGGACCGUGCAGAGCAAGAGCGGGUUUCAGCGGGGUUUCAGCGUCUGGUCUGGUGAUGGAGGCCAGGCCGAGAGCCGAGCGGCAGCGUUGUUUUGCAUUUGCCUUGAAGUUGACGUUCCAGCUGCUACAGAACCCCCUUCGGACGCUGAGCGAGGGUGCGUGAUUCACGACGGCGAGUUCCAAUUCCAGCUCCAGCUCCUUGGACCGGCGGCCAAGUGACAACGCUGGCAUUUCCCUGAUGUUUCCCGCGGGAUCGUCUCGACUCUCGACUUCCUUGCAUGGUAUGGGUGUCCAACAUCUGCGUAACUGGAAGGAGUAACAGCCCCCUGAGGGGUCUCUGUGUAUUCCCCUGCGCCUGCUGAAGAGGACCUGACAGCAGGUCCAGACAGCACUCGGCAGGGUGGGGGCUCCUGACCCAUGGAGAAUUACUUCCAGGCAGAGGCCUUUAACCUAGACAAGGUGCUGGAUGAGUUUGAACAGAAUGAAGAUGAGUCGGACACGCCAACUCUCUCCGAUGCAAAGUGGACCCAAAUUUUGGCGCCGUCCACCCACCUGCUCUCCCUGAACCCUGCCCUGACCCAUGGAGACCUAAGCCCACUUAGCUUUAAACCGCUCUCCGAGAGUGGCGGAGAGCCAGAUGGGGAGGGCGAGAGAGACCCUAGCCUGGGGCUUGAGGGGCCGUGGGUGGACGAGCGGCCCCUGGACCUCCACAGCCCGCUGCCAGCCCAGCCCAACAUCGGCAAGCUGGUGAGCAGCAAUGGGCAGAUGUCGGCUGCCAGCACCCAUAGGACCUCCAGCAGUGAGGGCUCAGCCAGCCCCCCAUCUCUAGGGCUGGAGAAUGGCUGCCCCGUUGACCCUGAUCUGAAUGGUUGCACUGAGGAGCCCAGCAUCGAUUCCGGGCCUCAAGAGGACUCUUCUCCCACCUGCCAGAUCACAAGCCCUCACCUCUGCCACAGCGCCCCCUGCAGGGAUCUGGCAGGUCUCUCUGAAAGUGAAGAGGCCUACUUUAAAGACACACACUUUUCCCUGGAGGAGGAGAGGGACAGUACACUGGCUGCUGAACCUCUGGGAGAGGUUGUGCCACCUGAGCAUGGCAGCAUCAUUGGCUCCCCGAAGGGGCAGCACAAUCUAGAAGUUCCAACGAGGCUCGCUGCUCUUAGGGUCCAAGAGGAGAGCCCUCCAGAUUCGGGUGCAGCUCUCUGCCAACCUGACACCAAAGGUCACCCGGAAAGGGUCAUGAAUGGCGCAGCCUCAGAGCCUGACGAACACGAGGGAGAGGCCUCCCAUCCUGAGGUGUCAGAAGGAGAUGCUGCAUCCCAGUCUCCACUGAGGUCCCUCCCUAACGGUCUGAGCACAGAAGAACCCCGGAGAGUCUCCCGUUGCCCACCCUCCAAGGAGGACUCUGUCACAGAGGAGAAGGAGAUGGAGGAGAGCAAGCAGGAGUGCUGCGAACAGCCCCGUGGCCCAGAGGCUGGGGCCCAGAGGGUGAGCGGCAGGCGCGUCCAGCCUGUCAGCGUACCCUUUGGUGGGGCCCGGCCCAAGCAGCCCGUCAGCUUGAAGCUGCAGAUCCCCCGGUUGCUCUCGGGGCAGGUCCAAAACAAACCUGGCCCCCAAGGCCGCAACAAGAACCUGGAGACCCAGGGUCUCGCCGGAGACCCAUCUGAUGCCGUAGGCUACGGGGAUGAGGCCAAGGCCACUGGCAUGAACGGGGAUAGGACGGCCCGAUUCGAUCCGGGUGCCUCCCUCGUCUCCUCCGGCCUGACGCUAACACCCGAGAGUCCGGAUAAUGACCUUCAGGCAGGACACCUGGGGUGUCUGUCGAAAAAGCCAUUCAGCACCCUGGGGGAGGUGGCCCCUGUGUGGGUCCCAGACUCGCAUGCCCCCAUCUGCAUGAAAUGUGAGGUGAAGUUCACCUUCACCAAGAGGAGGCACCACUGUCGAGCCUGUGGCAAGGUGUUCUGCACGGUCUGUUGCAGCCUGAAGAGCAGGCUCACAUACAUGGACAGGAAGGAGGCGCGAGUGUGUGUCACCUGUCAUGCGGCACUGAUGAAUGCGCAAUCGUGGGAGAAUGCGGCGAGCGGCUGCACACAGAGCCCCAACCCCAACAACCCGGCGGAGUACUGCUCCACCAUUCCACCCCUCCAGCAGGCCCAGGCUUCGGGCGCGCUCAGUUCGCCCCCGCCUACCGUGAUGGUGCCUGUCGGGGUCCUCAAGCACCCAGGCUCCGAGGGGUCCCUCCCGCGGGAACAGAGGCGGGUACGCUUCGCAGAUGGCAUCCUGCCCAACGGGGAAGCUGCCGACUCCUCCAAGCUGCCCGCCAGCAGUCCCGCCCCCUCGGUGUCCCUGACGGUUUCGCAGGAGUCGGGCAAACCCUCAGUAGCGGACUCGACAGAACCGACGCAGGUGGCCGAGGCUGCAUCCGCCACCCCCGCUCAGGGCACAGGAGCUCCAGUGGGAAGCCCAGUGGGGAGCUCAGUGAACCUGAUCCCAGAGGAUGGGCUCCCUCCAAUCCUCAUCUCUACUGGUGUCAAAGGAGACUACGCAGUGGAGGAGCGACCAUCUGAGAUACUGCUGAUGCAGCAGCUGGAGGAGGGUGGCCCUGACCCCUUAGUCUUUGUCCUGAACGCCAACUUGCUGGCCAUGGUCAAGCUGGUCAACUACGUGAACAGGAAGUGCUGGUGCGUGACGACGAAGGGCAUGCACGCCGUGGGCCAGGCCGAGGUGGUGGUCCUGCUGCAGUGUCUGCCGGACGAGAAGAGCAUCCCCAAAGACAUCUUCAGUCACUUUGUGCAGCUCUACAAGGAAGCUCUGACAGGCCAUGUGGUGAGCCACUUGGGUCACUCCUUUUUUACACAGAGCUUCCUGGGCAGCCGGGAGCAUGGAGGGUUCCUCUACGUGAGUCCUACCUUCCAGUCUCUGCAGGACCUGCUGCUACCCAAUCCACCCUACCUCUUCGGCAUCCUGGUCCAGAAGUGGGAGACGCCCUGGGCCAAGGUCUUCCCCAUCCGCCUGAUGCUGCGGCUGGGCGCCGAGUACCGAUUCUACCCCUGUCCGCUGUUCAGCGUGCGAUUCAGGAAGCCCCUCUUCGGGGAAACGGGACACACCAUUAUGAACUUGCUGGCGGACUUCCGGAACUACCAGUAUACGUUGCCCGUCGUACCCGGGUUGGUGGUGGACAUGGAGGUGCGGAGAACCUGUAUCAAGAUCCCCAGCAACCGCUACAAUGAGCUGAUGAAGGCCAUGAACAAGUCCAACGAGCACGUGCUGGCGCUGGGGGCCUGCUUCAACGAGCGUGCCGACUCCCACCUCGUGUGCGUGCAGAACGACGAUGGCAACUACCAGACGCAGGCCAUCAGCAUCCACAACCAGCCCCGCAAAGUCACUGGCGCCUGUUUCUUCGUGUUCAGCGGAGCGCUGAAGGCUUCGUCUGGGUACCUGGCGAAGUCGAGCAUCGUGGAAGACGGCGUCAUGGUGCAGGUCACCGCGGAGACGAUGGAGGCUCUGCGCCAGGCUCUGCGAGAGAUGAAGGACUUCACGGUGGCCUGCGGUCGCGCCGACCAGGAGGAGAGCCAGGAGCACGUCCACAUCCAGUGGUUGGAGGACGACCGCAACUUCAACAAGGGGGUCAUCAGUCCCAUUGAUGGCAAGUCCAUGGAGUCCAUCACCAGCAUCAAGAUCUUCCAUGGUUCGGAGUACAAGGCCAAUGGGAAAGUCAUCCGCUGGACAGAGGUGUUUUUCCUGCAGAGUGACGACCAGCCCAACGGUCUGAGUGACCCAGCGGAGCACAGCCGCCUCACAGAGAACGUGGCGCGAGCCUUCUGCGUGGCUCUCUGCCCCCGUCUCAAGCUGCUCAAGGAGGACGGCAUGGCCAAGCUGGGCCUGCGUGUCACUUUGGACUCGGACCAGGUGGGUUACCUGGCUGGAAGCAACGGACAGCCGCUUCCUCCUCAGUAUAUGAAUGACCUGGACAGCGCCCUGGUGCCUGUCAUCCACAGCGGGGCCUGCCAGCUCAGCGAGGGUCCUGUGGUCAUGGAGCUUGUCUUCUACAUCCUGGAGAACAUCUCGUAGAGAAGACUCCUCCUCAGCUGCCGCCAGCUCCCCCUCGACCCCCCAGGCCGGCCUCAUUCCACCGACCCACCCAUUUGCACUUCCAAGAGCCUGAAAGCUGUGCCGGAAAGCAUUCCACCGCAAGUUCUAUGCAUCAUGUCCAGCCUCUCUCGGGUGGAGGGGGCCAUCGAGGGACAGUGAGCAGACUGACCCCACCUGGCCUCAGGUCCCCUCCGUCACCCCAACCCACCCACACCGGGCUUCCACGUGGCAGCAGCAUCCCUUUCGGAACAUCACUUUGUCCUCUCUACCCAUAAUUCCAUAGUGGGUUGAAAGCGGGGUGCACUGCACCCUGGGUGAAACAGUUUGGGUCCGCAGCCUUUGUGCUGCACGUGACUGGUGAAACGCAGGCUGGCGUAGCGAGGAGAAACGGUCCCACCUGGCUGUUGGAGGGGGAGAGGGGGGCCCUGUGUCGGUGUGAGUUAGCUUGCACUCGUGCUCGGUGCCUGGGUUCUGGUUCCUUGUGGAGAACAGGACUUCUGUGGCCUCCAGUCUUGCCUCUUAGCUUUAUUUAAUAAUCACGAGAUGCUUUAUUUGACACACGUUUAAGGAAUGGCUGCUGGUUUUGCUGUGGAAUUCUGCAGAGGCUUGAGUGAAAGGUGCUGUAACAGGGCUGUCCCACUGGGGGGGCACUUUGGAGCAGCACGGUGGCUGGCAUCAGCAAUGGAUCCUAUAGUAGGGGUGGGACCUUGGGUGGUGGAUCUCACAGCUGCAGGAAGUACAGCCCUUGUAGCCCUUGUGUCAGGGAACGAGGCCUUGGAGCUUUAUUCCCAGCCGAGGCCUACGCUCGCAGACGGACUGUCGGCUCCCCGAUGAACUGCGCUGCGGUAAAAUGAGAUGGCAGUUGACUAUGCAAGUAUGGCUAUUGAGGGAAUGAAGGUUUAAAAAGGUGUAAAAAGAUGACUAUACCCACUCCUGUGGCUUUAAUGUAACGUUACUGUUCCCAUACCGGCCUGUCGCAUUACACACGCUAAGGCUUCCGAGUGUUUCCAGUGCGCCCCCUGCUGGCAGCUCUCAGCAUCAUUCUUUUCAGAGGAAACCUGUGCAAUGCAGGGCUCCCCAAGUGGAGCUAAAGAAACAAGGAACAUGGGAACAGUGAGCAGACGCACAGGACAGCGCUAUGGCACCAUGGUGCGUCACACUGAGCGGGUGUAAAGACAGCUGCGGGGAUGGAAGGGGUUCUUCAGAGCGGAGCUCACCAGGCAUUCAGUCCUUCGGCAAAGGUAGCUCUUUACGGACUUUAACAAACUUGAGUAAAUGUGGUGAAAGUGGUAGAAUUCCAAAGAGGUACUGGGGUGGAACAGGGCUUUAACUGGCCUUUUCACCCCAUUUCACCUGAUUGUAUGUAGUAUCCAACGGAGCAGUGAUGCUGAACCAGAAGGGAAGAGCUCGGCCCUGGGGCUCCAAAGUGUCCUUGCAGGAACACUCUCCCCGCAUGGUAGCUGCUCUGCUGGUGUUGGAGAACCUCAGGUAACCCUACCCCCCGCUCCUGCAAAGGUCACUGCCACCGCAGAGAUUUCUCACUAUAAACCGAGUGGUAUGGAUUGGCUGACCAAAGUGAGUUAGGAAGGGGUUCGAGAAGGAGUUUGAUGCCCCUUGGUGCUACAGCUGUAGGUUGUCAUCUGGACCAGUUACAGAAGGUGCGGAGGGAUCGGGGGGUUGUCUUCAGGUUUGUUUGGUGUUGGACAACUGGCUUUGUCCCUCUAAAGGGCAAGUUGUUUUCAUGCAUGGAGUGGAGGUGGUAUAAAAACACAUGGUCAUUAAAAAAAAAAAAAAAAAAAAAACUUGCAUUCUCAACUGUAGAAUGAAACUAUUAAAGUAUGGAAUGGGGGAGUAAAGGGAGGGAAACCCUCACUAUUUCAGUACCACGUGGGUCAAGUAAUGCAGCCGAGUGAUUCAAUUAUGGGAAAAUCAUUCCUGUUCACCGUGAUCUUAUUCAUUAGAGGUGAUAGUGGUGUCUCAGGCCACCCCCCCCCCCCCCCAUUCCUGUACUGAUUUUUCACCCAUGUAUAACAUUUGAAACUUUACCCCCAUUGUGUGAAUACAGUUAGAAAAUAUUAAAUGUGACUUUCCCUUGGCAAUGCCCCCAGGUGUUUAAGUAUGAAAGGGGACUAUUGUUGGAAUAAGACUUUUUCAAAUAAACUAAUACGGUUAAUUCCCAGAAUCCAUCACUGCAUGCUUACAGCAACAAAGGAGCUUUUUGUGGCCAAGCCUGGUACUGAACUCUAUUUUUGAACAAUGUCCACAACCCCUGCCUCCUAUCCUCCUUUGCAACAUGGAACUGCAACCGCAAUCCUUCUGUACAAAAAGAUGUGUAAAUUAACAAGCUGGAAACAAAUCCCAGACAUUGACAUCAAGUGGAAGGAAGAACAAAUGUAUUUAAAAGCCAAAAACUGUACAUCUUUCUUUAAUGUACACUACAAAUGUCAAUAAGAGC
Scleropages formosus (Asian bonytongue) is the source of this 8326-nucleotide messenger RNA. RefSeq names its product zinc finger, FYVE domain containing 9a (gene zfyve9a). The coding region runs from base 2200 to 5850 and encodes 1216 amino acids. NCBI's taxonomy places the organism in Eukaryota, Metazoa, Chordata, Actinopteri, Osteoglossiformes, Osteoglossidae. Gene Ontology annotation, biological process: endosomal transport. The record is from RefSeq and is a predicted model, not a curated record. Gene Ontology annotation, cellular component: early endosome membrane. The transcript has 19 exons. Gene Ontology annotation, molecular function: metal ion binding.